This is a messenger RNA of Paramisgurnus dabryanus, 3850 nucleotides long. Lineage: Eukaryota; Metazoa; Chordata; Actinopteri; Cypriniformes; Cobitidae. The record is from RefSeq and is a predicted model, not a curated record.
UCGGUAAAAACGGAAUUCUUAUUCGCCGGGUUUUUACAAUCGAAUGGUUCGCGAUGAACUCGAAGCGCAACGGUGAAAACGGGUCUGGCAGAAUCAACCAAGCAUCGGUACCGACACCAGCAAACAGCUCACCAGCAAGUGCUUCCCACCGUAAGCAAACUAUAAUAAACAAAGGAGACAAAACUGAGUGCAUGCGGGACAAAAACAUGUCCAUCUCCACGCUCCGAACCCGCCUCGGUCCGACCAUCCGGUCCACUCUGUCCGCAGCCGUGGACACCCUGCUGGGAGAGAUCGUGGCCGUGCUGUCCGAAACCCAGCGGGAGCUGUUGACCAAAGAGCAAGAAAACGAAAAACUAAAGAUUCGACUCGAAGUUUCAGAGAGAGAACUCAAAACGUUGCAAGAGUGUCUUUGUAGCGCCCAGAAAUUAAUUGACCAACUUCAGGGUCCCUUUGGUAAUCCGCCCAUGACGGGUCAUCACGCAUACACCACAGGGGGACCGUUAAACUCGAACCGGUUGACUCACCGAACUGGACACGAGGCGGAUCCGCGCUGUUUUGCUGGAGGUGAACCGGAGUUGAGUGGAGCUCUGGGUGAUGCCAUACACGGCUUUGACUCCAGGGAGGAGUUCAAGACCUGCCACCUCUCCAUUCAGGCAGAUGGGACGGUGACGAACAGUUUUUAUGACCCCAUAUCGGUCCAUUCAUCUAAUAUCUGUUCAGACAUGAACCGAACUGGUGAGAUGGUGGAUGACAGCAGGCGUUUGUCACACACUAGACCCCCAAACCCCUCCUCGCACACUACUUUCUCUAUUAAAGAAGAACAGGGUCCUGCAUCUGUGCAGAUGUGUGUGCGAGCAAGAGAUCCGCCAACUGAAACUGAGCACUCCGCACAGAGUUCAUGUGAUCUGGUGUUCCCCCAUGUACCCGAGGAAGAAGGCGGUUCCCAUUCACAUAGUCAUCCUUCCAAACCUACACCACCACCUCCGUCCAGGCCUCACAAUGGACCUUCUUCCAGUAAUUCAUCUCCGCAGGGGACCUCUGGGCUUAGAUCCGCUCAGAGAGAUGCUGCCGGUUUGGGUGUGUCAUCCAGGAGGAGUCCUGGGGUGGACGGUUCAUCUCCGGAGGAGCCCCCGCGACGUUCCAUCUCUGAGCUGAUGGGGGAAGUGCCCGGGGACCGGCCUCAUCUGUGUUUGGAGUGCGGAAAGACGUUCCGUCUCAUCUCCAGCCUGAAAAAGCAUCUGAGGAUCCACACGGGGGAGAAACCGUACCCGUGCACUGUGUGUGGGCGGCGUUUCCGUGAGUCAGGGGCCCUUAAGACCCACCUCCGCAUCCACACUGGUGAAAAACCAUAUUCCUGCUCUGAGUGUGGGACACAGUUUCGGCAUCUAGAUGGCCUGAGAAAGCACCGGCGCACGCACACUGGCGAAAAACCUUAUGUUUGCAGUGUAUGCGGGAAGCGUCUUAGCCGGCUGCAGCAUCUGAAACACCACCAGCGCAUACACACGGGAGAGCGGCCGUGUUGCUGCCCGCUCUGCCAUCGUGGCUUUAAAGAUCCAGCCAGCUUGAGAAAACACCUCCGUGCCCAUCAAGGGGAGCCUGGAGCAGAUGAAGCCCUGGGCAUGGUCGGCCUCGAAGAGGGGGAUGCAGCUAUGGAUGAUGAGGAUAUGAGAUUUGGGAUGUGGGGGGAGGAGGAAGGGAAUGAGGGAGAGCCUGUGGUGGACUGUGUGUAGUUGUGAAAAAACAUGGAGUUACAGAUAAUAAGCAAACACAAACUGCGUAAUAUAAACUAAGAUUUUGGUUUUGCAUCAAAGGAAGUCCUUUAGACUGUAGAUGAGGUUUUUCCUUGUGUGGGGUUGAGCGUGUGGCACAGGUUGCGCCUUGUCUUGGGCCAAAAAACAAAAACUUUCAUUUAAAAGAUGGACUUCAAUACUUAUAAUGGCAAACUUUCAAAAAAAUGAUUAUAAUACUUCAAUGUGAUUAUUGAAUAUAUCCACUUACUUUAUGUAUACGUUAUAUCACAACACAUAGGCCUGGACAGUACCACUGCAAAUCUAGCAGCCUUAUACUUUUAUGUGUUUUUCUUACACAGAAUACUGUGAUUUAGUGCAGGAGAUUGUUAUACUCCAGUGAGACUAACAGGGUAUUAUAUGAUCUGUCGCUCACAUAUUAUAAGUGUUGUCAUUGGUGUAAUAAUGAUUUUAUUGUAGCUUAUUGUCCUAUGCCUGUUAGAUAAAGAGCUAUGAUGGAUGUGUUCUAAAAUGAACACAUUAACGCCUUAAUAAUGGUUUUAUUGCACAGACUGACACACUGAUGUACAUAAAAAUAAUGGAAUUAUGCUAUGUAGUAUUGUUUUAAUGAACACACGUUAGGUUUUUGACACUUUAUUUUUUUUAAGUGUGUUUGCAAUUUUAAUGGUAAUUUUGGAAAUAUUUAGAAGACUGUAAUGUGUGUAAAUUAACUGUUCAGUUUAGCAAUCUAUUGUUACAUAGAUUAUUAUGAAAAAAAGUUCCUCGAUGUAUGACAUGCAAGCACAAAAAUCAAGAACGCUUCAGAGAAGUGGAUCCCUCUAGUGCGAGAUAGAGGGAAGGACUGUUAUGUUUAUCAGAGUUUGGAGUUCUUUGGUGUCCUCCAAAGAUGGAGAAGCUGUUUCUGUAGUGGCCAAACACACAUAGUGUUUUUUUUUUAACUCAAGUUACCCCACUAAAAACUAAUUUUUUAUCUUGUAAAAAGCCAUUUUGUACAUUGAAGUUGUACUGUAUAUUCUGUACAUGAAACUGCAAGAAAAUUGCUAGCCAGAAACGUCUGUGCGUAAAUGAUUCGGAAGAAGUGCUUUUAUAACAAUUUAUUUAGUUCAUUCUGUUUAAAUACUACAUUUGUUUGUUUGAUGUUGAACUUUUAAAUGUUGCAUUUUAAAGGUUGUAUUACUUCUAUAGUAGAGUUCAGCAAACAUUUAUUGUAGUCAAAAACACAAUAACAUCAUACUUCAUAAAUGUGUGGAACAGUUAAAAUGGUAUGUCUAAUAAAGUUUGUAAGGUAUUAAAAUCAAUGUUUUGUGCUAGUAUUAAGCCAGAGUUAUGGAAUAAUCUGCAACAUUUUAUUUUACUAUAAAUAUCGAGGCAGGUAAUAAUUGUUCAAUGUUAAGUUGCAUCUUACAUUUUUUUGGGGAGGUUUCCAGAACAGGGUUUAGGUCUAGUCCCCAACUAAAAUGCAUGUGUGGAUAGAUAGAUAGAUAGAUAGAUAGAUAGAUAUAGAGAUAUAGAUAUAGAUAGAUAUAUAGAUAUAGAUACAUAUAUCCAUAUUUUGUACGGGGAAAAAAAAACAUUUAAACUGUGCUAGAUAACUAGUAACUAUGAUAUUAUAAAGACACCAGAUUGUUUACCAACUUAAAUAAUCAACUACUUAGUAGACUUUAAAGAUUUUUGCUUUGUGUUUUUUCUGUUGAAAUUUUCUGGGGACCCUGUAGAACUUUCUGGACACAGUUUGAAAACCCCUGCAUUAUAGUACCACCCCACCCACACAAAAGAUAGUUUUGUACAAUUUCAUUAUGUCGAAAGUACAAUUUUCAUUAUAUCGAAAAAGGCAGCCAGGAUAUUACUUUGUAUUACAGAUAUUCAGAUAUUACAGGAUAUUAAGGGGUUGUGUGAGCAUCUAGCAGGAUUGCUCAGUCCACCGCUCACCCCUCCCUUUCGAAAACAUAGAGAUGCUACAGUAGCCACCACAGGACAAACAUGUCAUCGUCUAAGACAACAUCGUGAUGAAACGCACUCUGUAAAGUAGUUUAUUCAUUUUUUACGGUAGAAACAUGGCAGCCCACAAUGGCGACUUCCAUGUAAGGGUGGCCGGUCAUGUA